AAUAUGGCCGACGCGUUGACGUUGACACAAAGUUUUCCCUGUGUCCCGGAUGUCGUACUUAUGUCCCGGAUGUGAUGCUGUUUAGUUGAGUGUCAACAUGAAAGAUGGCGACCCAUCACAGGCAAAACGCUGCUGGUCGGAGGAAAGUCCAGGUUUCCUAUGUGAUAAGAGAUGAGGUAGAGAAGUGCAAUCGUAAUGGGGUGAACGCCCUGCAACUGGAUCCGACUCUGAACCGCCUCUUCACCGCGGGCAGAGACUCCAUCAUCCGCAUAUGGAGCAUCAAUCAGCACAAACAGGAUCCGUAUAUAGCUUCGAUGGAGCACCACACUGACUGGGUUAAUGAUAUAGUACUCUGCUGUAAUGGAAAAACAUUGAUUUCAGCUUCAUCAGAUACUACAGUUAAAGUGUGGAACGCACAUAAAGGCUUCUGCAUGUCCACAUUAAGAACUCAUAAGGACUAUGUCAAAGCCCUGGCUUAUGCAAAUGACAAGGAGCUGGUGGCGUCCGCCGGGCUGGACCGACAGAUCUUUCUGUGGGACGUAAACACACUCACGGCUUUGACCGCCUCCAAUAACACAGUUACCACUUCCUCUCUGAGUGGGAACAAAGACUCGAUCUACAGCCUUGCUAUGAACCAGUUGGGCACCGUCAUAGUCUCAGGAUCAACCGAAAAGGUCCUAAGGGUCUGGGAUCCUCGGACAUGCGCUAAACUCAUGAAGCUGAAAGGACACACAGACAACGUGAAGUCAUUAUUAUUAAACAGAGAUGGUACUCAGUGUCUGUCCGGGAGCUCGGAUGGUACCAUACGACUGUGGUCUCUGGGUCAGCAGCGCUGCAUCGCUACGUACCGUGUACAUGACGAGGGCGUGUGGGCGCUGCAGGCCAACGAAGCCUUUACACACGUCUACUCAGGAGGACGUGACCGUAAGGUCUACUGCACAGACCUGCGCAACCCAGACAUCCGUGUACUCCUAUGUGAAGAGAAGGCUCCUGUUCUCAGAAUGGAGCUGGACCGCUCAGCAGACCCUCCUCCUGCCAUCUGGGUGUCCACAACCAAAUCUUGCGUUAACAAAUGGCCUUUGAAGGGAAUGCACAACUUCCGAGCAUCGGGGGACUACGACAACGAUUGCAGCGCCCCUCUGACCCCACUGUGUACACAACCUGAGCAGGCUAUUAAAGGUGGUGCCAGUAUUAUUCAGUGUCACAUCCUGAACGACAAGAGACACAUCCUCACCAAAGACACCAACAACAACGUGGCAUUCUGGGAUGUGCUCAAGGCGUGUAAAGGGGAGGACCUCGGCAAAGUGGAGUUCGACGAGGAGAUCAAGAAGCGCUUCAAGAUGGUCUAUGUGCCCAACUGGUUUUCGGUGGACCUUAAAACAGGGAUGCUGACUAUCACGUUGGAUGAGAGCGACUGCUUUGCCGCCUGGGUGUCCGCCAAAGAUGCCGGCUUUACAAGUCCGGAUGGUUCGGACCCGAAGCUAAAUCUAGGAGGACUGCUGCUCCAAGCUCUGCUCGAGUUCUGGCCUCGAACACACAUCAAUCAGAUGGAAGAGGAGGAAGGAGAAGUUAAUCACGUCAACGGUGAGCCAGAGAACCGGCUUCAGAAAGGCAACGGCUAUUUCCAGGUGCCUCCACACACUCCGGUGAUCUUCGGCGAGGCAGGGGGAAGGACGCUGUUCAGGUUGUUGUGUCGAGACUCCGGUGGAGAAACGGAGUCCAUGUUGCUUAAUGAAACCGUUCCUCAGUGGGUCAUUGACAUAACCGUUGACAAAAACAUGCCUAAAUUCAACAAGAUCCCGUUCUACCUACAGCCUCACUCAUCCUCCGGGGCAAAAACGCUCAAGAAGGACCGUCUGUCGGCCAGCGACAUGCUGCAGGUGAGGAAGGUGAUGGAGCACGUCUAUGAGAAGAUCAUCAACCUGGACACGGAGUCUCAGACCACAAGCUCAUCGGGAACGGAGAAGCCCGGAGAGCAGGAGAAGGAAGAAGACAUGGCCAUGCUCGCUGAGGAAAAAAUCGAACUCAUGUGCCAGGAUCAGGUUCUGGAUCCAAACAUGGACUUGAGGACCGUGAAGUAUUUUAUCUGGAAGAGCGGCGGAGACCUGACGCUUCACUACAGACAGAAGUCUACGUGAGGGUGAUGGCAGCAAACGUGUUUUUUUUUUUUUGUUUGUUUUCUUCGUCAGUUCGCUUACGGAGAGCGUUCAGCGCCAUUCCUCUUCUCUCGCCGUGAUCCUGGAAACAGACAUUGUACAGUAUGCUAAUCCAGGACAUUGCUCUCUUUUUAAAAAAAAAAAAAAAAAAAAAAAAAACAAAAUUUUUGUCACAUUUUCCUUUUUUUUUCUUUUCAUUUAAAUAUUUCCAGUCGGUUGAUGACGCAAGAAGACAUACAAGUUUGUUCACUCAAAGAAUUUCCAAACCUGCUUGGAAUUUCUGUUAAAGUAGUCCAGGAAAAAAAAAAAAGAAAUGCUAACGUCAGGUGGACGUGUCUUUUGACCGAUUGUGUCCGAGAUUAGUUAGCGUCAGACUUCUAAUUAACUCUAGCAUUAAUAACGUUAGAGAUCAAACCGUUUUUUUUUUUUUUAGUUAAAUAUCAAAAUAAAUCAUCCGGCAUCCGAAUCGAAUCCGAUGUUCAGAGGUACUUCAAAAGUUUCCAUCCAUCAGUUCCUCCUUCUUUUUCUUUCUAUUCAACCGUAAACAAAACCGACGUCCUUUUACGAAGCCCGGUCUGUUCGUUUUUAAAGACUUUAUCGUGAAUCUCUUCUUGUUUAUAGAUUAGUUUGCUUUCUUAUACUGGGUGAAUAAGAUGAACAGUAUUUUUGAAGAGGGACAAAACAAAAAAGGUCUCGGCUCAUGUGGCCUAGCUGAUUAUUCGUCAUCUUAAACAGGAGGUACAGUCAGGGUGUGACGUCUUACUUCUCCACCAAGUCAUCAUCUUAUCAUACCUGAUAUGUUCUGUAUGCAUUUCUGGCCACGAGCUUCAGGAUCUCACAGGUUUCACUCUGUUUAUUCCACACGACCACGGCUUCUUGAACUUUUUUUUAUUUUACUGUGUUAUCAUUUGUGCAAGACUGGACAAUAUAUAAAAAAAAGGGUAGAAAACCACAAAAUGAGGCUAAAUAUAAAUGAUGUAUAUAAAUAUUGUAUAUUUUGUAUUAUAGCUAGACAGAUAUUAUGUUAUAUGUAAUGUUCUUAACCUAAAUACAGGAUCAUGGAACUGUG
This is a messenger RNA of Tachysurus fulvidraco (yellow catfish), 3225 nucleotides long. RefSeq names its product WD repeat domain 48b (gene wdr48b). The record is from RefSeq and is a predicted model, not a curated record. Gene Ontology annotation, molecular function: ubiquitin binding. Bases 105 to 2138 code for a protein of 677 amino acids. NCBI's taxonomy places the organism in Eukaryota, Metazoa, Chordata, Actinopteri, Siluriformes, Bagridae. Gene Ontology annotation, biological process: double-strand break repair via homologous recombination; protein deubiquitination. The transcript is spliced from 19 exons.